Sodiomyces alkalinus F11 is the source of this 2114-nucleotide messenger RNA. RefSeq lists its product as hypothetical. The record is from RefSeq and is a predicted model, not a curated record. The transcript has 6 exons. NCBI's taxonomy places the organism in Eukaryota, Fungi, Ascomycota, Sordariomycetes, Glomerellales, Plectosphaerellaceae. The coding region runs from base 171 to 2114 and encodes 647 amino acids.
GGCCUAUCUGCAGUGUCUGGAUUGCGUGCUGAAGAUCGAUCGACUCAGCGUCGGCCGGCGGUCUAUUGAGAAUCAGCCCUUGCUCGCCUGACCUGAGACGCUUGACAAUUUCAUGAAGCCCUGAAGUUUGCCGAUAAACAUACGUACCACCAGACUGUUCAGGUCCUCACAUGCACGGGAAACAACACCCAUCUGCGACUAUUGACGGCUGGGCUCACUCCCUCCUCCCCUCAGCCAAUCUGAUGAAUCCCAUCACAACGGAAUCCCAUCGUCUACCCCGGCAGACACAGAAUCUACUGCGUCGCCAACCGGGCUCGGGCCCCGUGUUGACGGUAAACGAUGCGCCCAGGAGAGACGUUGAUGUCGCCGUGCAAGCGUACCAUUACCAUGACACUGGCGAACUCGAGAAUGUUCCUCCAGCCGCGGGCGAGGUCGAGUUUGAGGAUUGCUCAUGGACCGACGUCCUUCGGUCUAUGGAGACGGCAAGCAAUGAGUACGGCACCAAGGCCGAGACGCACCGGCUGCGGGCUGCCCAAAGGAACAAGGCUGUCGCCAUGACGCUGCACUCUCUGACGGAGAUGAUUCCAGAGCAAGAUGGACUCAGCGUCUUGCGAGGGGGUCUAAAAACCAUCUUCACUUUGCUCCAAAAGCGCAUCGAAAACGGAGAACGGAUCCUACGCGCUUUUGAAGACAUACCCGUUACCUUUUCGGCAGCAUGUCAUGCCGUCAGGGCGUACCCGGAUGAUGAUCUCCUCCGGAAAUUCGUAGAGGAGCUCUACGACACCUUACGGAGUGUCAUUCCCAAACUGACCGAGGUCCUCCUUCGCAAACACAAGGGUUCCCAUCUUGCUGAACUUGCUGGAAAGCUCACGCACGAAGCUCAUGUCAUAGACUCUUGUCUCGAAGCCGUGUCGCGGGCCUCACACCGGGUCACGGUCAGAGUUGACGCCCUAGCAAACCAAGUCAUCACCGAGACCCUCCGAGAGACACGCACUAGCGGAGAAGGGGUCUCCAGAACCCAAGCCGGGAUGGGGGAACUGCUCGACGGUCUCAACGCCAUCCACAUGAGCCAGCUCGAGAUGGAACGGAUGCAAGCCGCGCGGUAUGAGCAGCUGGAGCGCAAUGUCCAUGCCUUUGUCGAGCACAUCAACCAGGACGUGCAACAGCGGCUCGGGAAUUGCGAGGCACAAUUCCGGGAUUAUGUAAUAUGCCCGCUCGCCGCGAUUACUACCGACGACACAUACACGUGCUUGUCCGUCACUGUCACUGUCACUGUCACCGUCACCGUCACCGUCACCGUCGCCGUCACCCUUUUUCUCUACAUGUUGCUUCGCAUACCUGACGCCAUGUUCCUGGCCGCAGACCUCGGCAUCGUCCUCCGAGCCAGCAGUUCCCUCCGACCAACAGCCCUGGGGCGCGCGACAUGGCUGCUCAGCACCGACCGCUUCAAAUCCUGGGCCCGCAUCGCCGGCGGCUCGCCCGACGUGAUUCUCGUCGACGGCCACCUCGGCGGCCUGACCAUGGGGAAGAUCUCCCCCCUCUCCGUCCUAUCCGCCACCUUCGCAAGCAUGCCCAAGUCGCCUCAUUUCGUCAUCCUGUCACACUACUGCGGCCUGCACACCUCCCCCCAGGACGCCCUCGCCGGCCCGGGGGGCAUGCUCCGCAGUCUCCUCGCCCAGCUCAUCCUCGCCCAGCGGGACGAACACGGCGCCGCCGCCACCGUGGCGCUGGACGAGACCAUCCUCGACGACAUUGCGAACCAGGACCUCGACGCCUUGUGCGAGCUGUUCCGCGCCGUGCUGGCCCAGACGCGCCCGCGCUUGACCGUCUACUGCGUUCUCGACAGCAUCUCCGAGUUUGAGACGUCGCAAGGUGGCUGGGACGACGAGCUUUGUGAUGUCGUGUACUUCCUCCAGUCGGCGGCGAGCCAGCUGCGACGGGGCCCGACGUUGAAGAUCCUCAUGACGGCCGCGAAUAGGAGCAUCAGGAUAUGUCAGCUGGUCGGGGAGGAAGAUAGUGUUUCCUUGAGUGCCGGGCAUGUGAGUUCCCAUUCGACCCAAAGGCUGGGUAUGGAGGUGGACUGGCAGCGCGCUGUGAGUCCCGGCCUGGGGUGA